Molecule: messenger RNA, 2347 nt
Organism: Xylona heveae TC161
Lineage: Eukaryota; Fungi; Ascomycota; Xylonomycetes; Xylonales; Xylonaceae
Product: UPF0016-domain-containing protein
Exons: 3
Coding region: 276-1922 (548 amino acids)
Biological process (GO): Golgi calcium ion transport; manganese ion transmembrane transport; Golgi calcium ion homeostasis
Cellular component (GO): fungal-type vacuole membrane; Golgi apparatus
Molecular function (GO): calcium ion transmembrane transporter activity; manganese ion transmembrane transporter activity
Source: RefSeq, a predicted model, not a curated record
GCCCGAAUUCAGCAUCAGUUUCGUAAACUGAGACCGUUUGCCUCAGUCAACGAUCAGACUUUCUCUUCCCUCCCUUCUCUUCGCCUUUUAACUUCACUCUAUCCUUCUCGCUACCUAACUUAGAAUCAUAUGAACUGAGGUACACCUUCAGAUCCAAUACGGGGCCAUCUUUCCCCAGAGUUUAUUGAGCCUGUCCUUACGCCGCAGCUUUACGCUGUUUGGGAUCCCAACUUUUCUGGCAGACCUCCAAUUAACCAAUUGAAACGCACUGCACCAUGAAGAUGAGAGUCAACCAGCGGGCGUCAUCCCUUCUAUUUCUACUCCUCGUUCCAGCGUUGUCAUCCGUUGCGACCGGUGCCGCCACCGAAGAGAAAGAUGCCUCACUAGCCGCAAGAGAUGCUCCCAAAGCUAUUCCUGUUGCUGAUGAUCUGACUCCUGCGUCAAUUCCCACGCUGAAACCUGAAGUUGGGACGAAAGAUGCGCCAGUGGAUGGCAAAGAUGGGAAACCCCACGCCGGCCCGUGGGUAGAUUUAUCUACCGAUAAAAAGCCAAAGGUAGAAACAGAGGAAGAGGUCACCGCGCCAGGGAAGAAGCCUCCUCCAAAACCGUUAAAAGAUACAUCGGAAGAAACUACACUGAUCAAUGGAAAGCCGGUGCCGGAUUCAAAGGACGGAGUCAUGGAUGAUCCAAACCGCUCUUCUCCGAAGAAGGGCACUACGGGUACCGAAGGGGGAGUUUCUGAAAAGGAGCGGGAUAGAAAAGCCCAAGAAGGGCAGACUGGGGCGAAGGUAGAAAAGACUCCCGAUUCUCCAAAGGAGGCUCCUCCCUUGCCCCACAGCGAGCAAGAGAAGAUUAAGCAAGAUGCGACUAGCCCCAACAAAAAGACAACGGAGAAAACAACUGGAGAUUCGGAGAAACCCAAGGGCGCAGGAGGCCUUCAGGUACCGACCGAUCUUCCGGAUAAGCCUCAUGAUAUUCCCAGGCCUGUGCCUGCCACAUCCAAGGAUGAUCCGCUGGCCCUUGGUAAAACGACUGUCAAAUCUGAUGCUGAACCUGCGCCGGCUUCUCCGAAGCCAGAGGAGGAAACUGAUCGCACCCUGAUCAACCCGCUGCACUCAUAUGUCCUCUCAUUGUCCAUGAUUAUCUUUUCCGAGAUUGGAGAUAAGACGUUCCUAGUUGCAGCUUUGAUGGCAAUGAAAUAUCCUCGCCUUAUUGUCUUUUCGGCUGCCGUCGCUGCCCUCUUUACCAUGACAAUUCUGUCUGCUGUGCUUGGCCACGCCGUGCCCACGCUGAUUCCGAAGCGCUUCACCAACUUUUUGGCGGCUAUCCUAUUCCUCGUUUUCGGAGCGAAGAUGCUUCGGGAAGGUUAUGGCAUGAGUCCAGAUGAGGGCGUCAGCGAGGAAAUGAAGGAGGUCGAGAUGGAAUUGGAAGAAAAGGAGCAUAUCGCCCAGAAACAUCGCCGUCGCUCUUCCAUUACUCCUUAUGUUCUUGAAGCCGGCCGCGGAACCCGAAAAACAAGGUCUAACUCGCGUCUUCCUUCUCCUCCGAGAAGCCCGUCAACAUCUCCGUCGCGUUCUCCAUCGCCCUCUCGAUCAUCCUCACUGUCAUCGGCUCUGAUUGGUUUCGGCAACCUCUGCUCACUUUUGCUCACUCCCGCUUGGGUCCAGACGUUCGCUAUGACUUUCCUUGGUGAAUGGGGAGAUAGAAGCCAAAUUGCUACCAUUGCCAUGGCAGCGGGUUCCGACUACUGGUGGGUUACGGCUGGCGCAAUCACUGGCCACGCCAUCUGCACAGCUGCCGCAGUGAUUGGCGGCCGCGCCAUUGCAGGAAAAGUCAGCUUGAGAGUGGUUACUCUUGGUGGUGCGGGCGCUUUCUUAAUUUUCGGAGUACUUUAUCUGGCCGAAGCUAUCUAUUACGGCUAAACUUCCUAUGAUUUCGGUGAAUGCAUUUCCAUGCGGUUUCGUAUCGACCCUUUUACCAAUAUUCGAUUCACAUCCCAUGUAUAUUCCACAUAUUUACGGCGUCAUUGAACUUUCGAAAAGAAAAAGCAUCUAUAUUUUCGGGACCUUCCUUCCAUUGACCUUUCAUCUUUUAAAGCUGUUGGAGUGCAAAGACAUGAUUCUAUAACGCCAGACCCAAUUGUCUUAUCAUUGGGCGGCACAAUAUCUCAUAUAUACAGGGAACAUUUGUUUGAUUGGCGCAUGGUUGUUGAAUCAGGACUACAUUCUUACAUUUCCCCGGGUCAAUUCGCUCUCUAAUGAUGAUGGAAUUAUAAUCAGUGGAUUCGGCGGAAGUCCUAUUUCUUUUUUUUUUUUUUUGUUUUUUAUCCUUCUUUUCUUUCCUUUUU